ACCUCCCCGGCCCCGCCAGCCCCCCCCGAGCACGCCUGCUGGCAGCGCCGCCCGUGCGCCCCCGCUGCCAGGGCAGCGGGACUGGGAAACUUUUUUUUGGGGGGGGGGGGGAGAGAAAGGAAAAAAGAAAAAAAGUUGGUUUUUGCCCCCCUCCUCUCUGUGUGUCUCUCUCCUCCCGCUGUCAGGUGACUUUUUAGCGUUAGAAGCUAAUGAGCGUGGAUGCUCUGGGGAUCCCAGUGAUGGACCCUGCUGCUCUCUCCAGGCGGAAAACGGCACUGAGAUUAGUAGACUUGGCGGGGGCUCCUCGCCACCACCACCACCCCCCUCAGAGCAUGACAGGCUUCCCGGGCCUCGCCGGGCGCCCCCACACCACUCAGCCGGGGGAGCACGCCGCCGACUGCCGCCUCGGGCCGCAGCCGCUCCGGCCAGAACACAUGGGGCACCGCCACCAUCCUCAUCCUCAGCAUCGCCCCGCGGCCCUUAAGCUCAGCCCUGCCCCUCAUCCCCACCACCAGCUCCACCACCACCACCACCAUCAUCAUCAUCAUCAUCAUCAUCAUCAUAUGGCAGGCCAAGCCGAGGUGGUCUCUAGUCAAACGGGAGCGUUUGGCCCGGCGCAGUCACCAUCAGCCCCUUACCCCGUCUCUCACCCAGCCCAGGCUCUGGCAGCAGGUAGGGACUUCUUCAUACGCAGAGACCUGCCGGCCCCACUCAUGCCAGGGCUGACCGAGCAGCAGCCCCCUGCAAGUUCUCACCACGGACUGUUUGUCUCAACAACAGGUAGCUACCCCGGACACCAUGGUCACCACCACCACCACUCAGAAGCUGGGAAUCCCUCUCUGUUCACUGGACUCCAUGAGCAGCCUCCCCAUGCAGCUCCAGGUGGCCAUCUAAACGGACAGCUCAGACUGGGGUUACCUGGAGAAAUGUACGCCAGGUCUGAACAUUUCACUCAAGUACCAGCCUCCAGGACAGAUCAUUUUGCUGCUUCUUCACUUCAUAACUACGGUGGUAUGAACCUGAACGUGAACUUGGCUCCACACCACGGCCCGGGUGCCUUCUUUCGUUACAUGAGGCAGCCCAUCAAACAGGAACUCAUCUGUAAGUGGAUUGAGUUGGACCAGACUCCUAAAAAAUUAUGCUCGAAAACUUUCAGCACGAUGCACGAGCUGGUGACUCAUGUCACGGUGGAGCACGUUGGAGGACCCGAGCAGUCCAAUCACAUAUGUUUCUGGGAAGAGUGUCCAAGAGAAGGGAAACCUUUCAAGGCCAAAUAUAAACUUGUAAAUCACAUCAGAGUCCACACAGGUGAAAAACCUUUCCCCUGCCCUUUCCCAGGCUGUGGCAAAGUGUUUGCCAGAUCAGAGAAUCUCAAAAUACACAAAAGAACUCAUACAGGGGAGAAGCCGUUCAAAUGUGAAUUCGAGGGCUGUGACAGGCGCUUCGCCAACAGCAGCGACAGGAAGAAGCACUCGCAUGUCCACACCAGCGACAAGCCCUACAACUGCAAAGUGAGAGGCUGCGACAAGUCCUACACCCACCCCAGCUCCCUGAGAAAACACAUGAAAGUGCACUGCAAAUCCCCUCCUCCCAGCUCCGGCUACGAGUCCUCCACGCCCUCCUUGGUGUCCCCCUCCUCGGACUCCGGCCGAGAGCCCCCCGCCUCCUGCUCCCACGCUGAGCCCUCCGCGCCCGCGCAGCCCGCCGCCAACCUGAGCGAAUGAUGUCUACCCCGUUGCUCUCAAGGUAAUCUAGACAGACGCAGCUGAAAGCCUGAAUCUUUUGCCUUAGACAUCAAAGCAAGCUCGCACAAAGAAGUAUUUCUUCACAACGGUGAAUCUUCAUGGUAAGUUAGGAUUUCUAUGGCAAUAGGCAAGUCAUACUUAAAUAGUGAAAGGCGAAGUCUGGAGCCCGUCCAGUCUUUUCAUUAAGGACAUAAUAUUUACGUCUAACAGGGCCUUUUUCUUGUGUAUACAAGUAUAUAUUUUUGUUUGACGCGAACUAAAUCAUUUUCAUUUAAUUUCCGGUAAACAAAACCCACGCGAACAGGGCACUUGUUCCAGACCAUAAUAAAAAUGGAUAAGACUGUCAGGAAGAAAAGGCCCGCUUGAACCGUCGCCUCAGCUCACUUUUGUUUCUGCUUUCUGCCAGGAUCAGAGAAUGCUUUUGGGAUUUGAGGGAGAGUUUCUAAAGGCAAGGAAAUGGUUUUUAAGGGGGGAAAGAAAAGGAGAAAGGUCUAAUCAAGCUCGGGUUGUUCAAAGAGCCUGAUUUUGGGGUUGAAAGUGUGAGUUUUAUGGUGCAUCAGCAUGCCACGUUAGGAUCGCUAUGGUAAUGAGGAGAGCAAUAGCAAGCGGCCUUCAAAGGAGGCACACUCCAUUUGAGACAGUCUAUUAAGAUACAUUUGCACUGACCUUUGGUUUCAUGCUAGCUUAAUACACUCAAUCUGCUCCCCGCUAGAGAUAGACUUCCUCCACCUAAUGCACUUCGGCGGAGCUGGGCUUUGCUGGACUUCGCCCUCCCCCCGAGGCAGGCUCCUUUCCGGCGCUGUAGCCCCGGUCUCCUUCUCCCCAAAAUAGGGGACUGACAGACCCCCCAGGCUCGGGGGGAUCUCCCGCCCGCUCUCCUCAGCCUUUCUGACCAGCUUCUCGCAGCAAAACUGGCCACAAAGCCUGAGAAUUGCUUCCUUCUCUUUUCCCCUCCACCCCCGGCAGGGGAAGAUAGGAUGGGUACUGAAAGACCCCCCUCCUUGGGCUGUCUUGGCCCCAGGGAGUAGGUGUGCUCAUGGAAGUGCCCCAGGACCCGGGAAAGCGGGGCGAGGCAAGGGGGGAGCUGCCCGUGCCCCCCUUCACACCCCGCCCGUCCCGGCUGUCGCUUCGCGGCACCGAGCGGAGGCUCCGCGGUGCGGGGGAACUUGACACCCGCAUGGCCGGGGCCAUGGGCGCUGGGCCAUGGGCCCGGGAAAGUUAGAAGUCCAUGUUCCAGUAAUUGUCUUGUUGUUUAUUUUAUCCAAGUACCCUAGUGAAUAGGGGAAAAAUAAACACGGGGGAAAAAAAAUUCAAACAGUUGAGUCGUCUUUAGUGCCAGCCCUUGUGGUUGAAUAAAAAGGAUGGUCCAAUUUCUAUUGAGCUGAGAAAUCUUUGAAGUGGGAGUUAUUAUCUGAGAAAUUCCUGCUCGUCGUCCUAACAACGCUGAUGAAACGUAAAAGGUUCUUUGUCAGCGAUUUGUUCUCCUCUCUGUCAAACUCACCCUGCCCGUUAGCUUUAAACCGUUUCUAAAGAGAUAAAAAUCAAACUUUUAAAGAUAACUUUAGGGGCCCAGAGGGUGCAGAAAAUACCAAACUAUCGAAUCCUGUGUAUAGACAUACAUUUGGAUAUAUGUGGCUGUGUCUGCGUGAAACUCUGUCUGUGUACAAACGUCCAUAGAUAUCUGUAUGACCUUCCAGUUCGAAAGUUGAAAUUAUGUCCAUUUUUUUGGUAUUUCAUCCUCCAAACUUUUCUGUCUAAUAAAUUAUUCCUACACACACUCUGCACAGAAUGAGAAUCUUGAGCGAAGGCAGAAAUGUUGGGUUUCAGCAACACCACUAUGUUACCAACAAAUGUUUUCUUUCCAGUAGAGUGAAAACGAGACCGUAGACAUAAGAGUAAAACCUUUGAUAAUUUUAACGGUCCAGACACCUAUCAAGCAUGUAUAUAGUGCAAUGUAUCGAAGUUGUUAAUGCAUUCAAAGUGAUGGCUUCCAUAUGUUCUCAUGUUUUAUUGUCUGUGAGUGUAAGGAUAGUUGAACUGCAUCCCUUUUGUAUCUUCAUUUUAUAAACAUAACGGUGUUGUACUGAAAUGAUUCGCGGAUCAAGUUUUAUUUAGUAGCUUCUCAUUGGAGAUCAUGCAAUACUCUGUUCAGAAUACGAAUUUCUUGAAGUUGUAACUCACCAGUGUACUUCUGUUUUAGUUGUUACAGAAUGACCUGAGCCUAAUCCUGCCAUUCUAAGCCAAUACAUUAAUUUAAUGGGACCUUUCCUGGGUAAAGACCGAGUCAAUUUGCAGUGGAGUGGGUAUUAUUAUUAUUAUUGUUAUUAAUUUUGGAUCCUGUCAUAUUUAUGGGAAAAUCUAGCACAUUCUUUGUGAACUGUACAGAGAAGAAGCCUCUGAAAAAUGUAGCUCUCAAAAAAACAUUUACAAUGUUGAUAUGCUGUAUCUCUUUCCAAACUUCUUAUAUUCCUUAUUUUUCUUCAUCACGUGUUUGGUAAUGAAGGAAUGUUCUGUUGUGUGCUUGAACAUACUAUUUAUUUUUAAUAUUUGGAUUUUUUUACAAUAAAUAUUUAUAAACGUUUCAUUUCUAUGGUUAUUUUUACAAAUGUGCACUUUUAAAAUAUGUGUUGGUAUACUGAUGAUACCGAGCCAUUCCUAAAACACUGUGUAAUCAGCCUUGGCUUUCUCUUGGUUUUCAUAUUAGUUGACAAAAAAUUUCCCCAAACCUAUCUACUAUUAAUGUGGUGUACAAUCAAGUAUUAAUGCGUGGGGGGUUUUGUUGGUCUUUAACCUUUUUUUAAUGUUAAUCGUUUUAGGUUGGCAUUUGUAUUAAAAGAACAAAACAAAACA
This is a messenger RNA of Pipra filicauda (Wire-tailed manakin), 4595 nucleotides long. It is a transcript of the gene ZIC4, whose product is annotated as Zic family member 4. The coding region runs from base 210 to 1724 and encodes 504 amino acids. The transcript has 3 exons. Gene Ontology annotation, cellular component: nucleus. Lineage: Eukaryota; Metazoa; Chordata; Aves; Passeriformes; Pipridae. The record is from RefSeq and is a predicted model, not a curated record. Gene Ontology annotation, molecular function: RNA polymerase II cis-regulatory region sequence-specific DNA binding; DNA-binding transcription factor activity, RNA polymerase II-specific. Gene Ontology annotation, biological process: central nervous system development; regulation of transcription by RNA polymerase II.